GGGGGGAGGGGAGCUCCUCCGCUGCUAAGCCUGUGCGCACGCCCGGCAGAAGUGAGUGGCUCAUUGAAUUGGCCACGUGCCAUGUGCUGUUGGGACGUGAACGAACGUGACGAGCUGGAAGGGGUAGCGCCAACUGUGAGUUUGACGAGGAAAUACAUAGGGGCGCAGCUGUUUGGGUACUUGAUGGAGUUGGUGGUGGGCCUACAAUAUGGAGAUACUCCUUUUGACAUAGAAGACGACGUCUCGUAUGCAGAGGAUGGUGGGCAAGAUAAGGAAGACGUGGUCAACUACUGCAAUAAUAUGUGUGCAGGGAGUGCGGAUUGGGAAGUGGAGAGUGAGAUGAGCCAUGAAGCGGAUGUGUGGGACAGGGAUGAGCAUAAGGUGGGGGUUGGCGGGUGGUGGGAAAACCUGAUGGCGCUCGCUUAUCAAGUUGAUGUUGAGAGUGACGUCAUUGAGGGUGAGGCAGGUGAAUGGGAGGUGGAGAUGGGGUUCAUGGCAGGGGCAGCAACUGCGGUGGAGGAGCGCCAAGGAAGGGGCGAGAUGGGCAAGAAGGGGGAGAAGGGUGACAACAACAACAACAACAACAACAAUAACAACAACAACAACAACAGCAACAACAACAACAACAACAACAACAACAACAGCAACAACGACAACAACAACAACAACAACGACAACGAUAACAACAACAACAACGACGACGACGAUGGCGGCGUGCAGGGAAUGGGAGACAUGAGCGAGAAGGGCGAGAAGGAUGACAACAACAACAAUAACAACGGCGGCUACAACGAGAUGGGCGAGAUGGGAGAGAUGGAUGACAACAACGACAACAACAACAAAGACAACGAGCAGGGAAUGGGGGAAAUGGGCGAGUAGGGCGUGAAGGAUGACAACAACAACAACAACAACAACAACGAUAGCGACAACAACAACAA
Chara braunii is the source of this 935-nucleotide messenger RNA. The record is from the annotation of a GenBank genome assembly. NCBI's taxonomy places the organism in Eukaryota, Viridiplantae, Streptophyta, Charophyceae, Charales, Characeae.